This is a messenger RNA of Symbiodinium necroappetens, 159 nucleotides long. NCBI's taxonomy places the organism in Eukaryota, Dinophyceae, Suessiales, Symbiodiniaceae. The record is from the annotation of a GenBank genome assembly.
AUGCGCAGGGCACGCAGCAGUUCACUCCACCCGAGUGCUUCGACGGCCAGGUCUCAAUCAAAGGAAAGCCGCGUGACAUGUGGUCCCUCGGCUGUGUGCUAUUUGCUCCUCGGUCCUGCUUUGUCCAGGGUUGCAGAUGUGGCGGCUAGUUGCCGCUAG